This is a messenger RNA of Ornithodoros turicata, 2216 nucleotides long. RefSeq names its product endothelin-converting enzyme 1-like. Gene Ontology annotation, biological process: protein processing. NCBI's taxonomy places the organism in Eukaryota, Metazoa, Arthropoda, Arachnida, Ixodida, Argasidae. The coding region runs from base 67 to 2133 and encodes 688 amino acids. Gene Ontology annotation, molecular function: metalloendopeptidase activity. Gene Ontology annotation, cellular component: plasma membrane. The record is from RefSeq and is a predicted model, not a curated record. The transcript has 2 exons.
GAUAAUCGCUUCUGUGCACAAUAUUUAUGUUCCCUUGCAGUGUUCGUCCUAGUCUGCUGAACCAUCAUGUUUCGGAAGAAAUUGACACCGUCCCCAGGAGCUCAAUCUCCCAAAGUACAGUCUGACGAAGGCGAUGAAGAGGGACCAGCAAGGGCAUCACCUAUCCGUUCUCAUCCAGUGCAAGUGGGAGUGCUUGCCUCAACCAUCCUCUUCCUGUACAUCGUUUAUUUGACCAUCGAGUCCAACUACGGAAAAGAGAAAGUGAUCCGGAGAACCUCCGUCUGCGACAAUGCAGCCUGCCAACUGUAUGCCUACCACCUGCAAAGAUCCAUCGCCGCGCAGGUAGACCCUUGCACAAACUUUUACGAUCACGUCUGUGGCUCCUGGAAACCUCCGAGGGAUGGACAGAAAUCCGUUGGUCAGGCACUCUACGAGUACGUCAUGGUCGGCGUACGUUCCUGGUCCGAACGUCACGCGUUGUCCCGGAUGAACAGGGCAACGCUGAAGGCUUCCAGGCUUCUGAAAGCCUGCUUGGAGAGUAUCGAAGACUUCUCUUCAAACAUCGGCGACCUCAUCUUUCUAAUGGAGGGGGUGAGUCUGAGGUGGCCCCAUCCACCCGACCUCCAGGCUCAUCCGCUUGAGGCGCUCGUACAGCUCGCCGCAAGAUGGAGGACUGAGUUCGUCUUCAAAGUAGCGUUGCGCGUCUCCAACGUCUCCAAGGUAAUAUAUUUUUACCCAGGUGAGCUCGUCCAUCACUUCGUUGACCAGAAGAUGAAGGAUGACUACCACGACUACCUUAGUGGACAUGCGGAAAUGUUAGGACUCAGUAUAACCAGAAAGGAAUCCGCGUCAAUGAUGAAGACAGCCAAGCAAGUUGGACGAAAGAUGGCCGCGUUAAAGAGAAAAUUACACGGUGAGCAGCAUUCAUUGUUUACGAUCCAGUCCGCACAAAACAUUACGACCGAAGUGAACGCAGAGACAUGGUUGACCUUCCUGAACAGCCAUAUCCACUUGAGCGAUGACACGGACAUGAAGGGCCACAUAGGACUUAACGACAAAUUCUUCGUGACGGACAUCCGGGUCUUCGAAGCCCUUGACGGCAUUCUAAAGAUGAAUCGCUCCGAACUUCUGAACUACAUCGGUUGGAAAAUUGUGGAACUCUUUGGCGACGCUUUCUUCUCGGACGCUGCGUUCCGAGGCAAUAAGGGCCUCGACUGCUGCGCCAGGGUAGAGGCUGUGUACGGCUAUGCUCUGACUGCUUAUUACACUAUGGCCGUAUUAACGGAUGACUACCUGAAUAAGACCACCGCGUUGUUCAAGGAGGUUUCGGACGCUACACGAGAGCUCCUGCUGGAAAGUGGGUGGUCCAAUUCCAGCGUGGGGGCAGCCAACCGCAAACUCGCUGGCAUGACUCACUCUGCUUGGAUCGAGGGACUGACGGGCCCAUUCGCGACACUGGACAAUCUCUAUAACGACUUUCCUAUCAGAGUAGAAAACUUCGUCAAAGGUUGGAUGGAAAGCAAUCAGAUAUUGUGGAACCUUUCGAGUUCCGAGAAGUACAACCUGUACACCGUGACCUCUUACCCAUCAGGAUCGAGGUACAUCUACGACAGGAAUGGCGCCGUUUUGCCCACCACAUUGGUCUUUGAACCGAUGUUCGCCCCGAGUUACGUAGAAGCCAUCAAACUUGCAGGCCUCGGAGCGGUGUACGCGGAAACCAUAACUCGGGCAUUCGACGGAAGCGGGGUAGCUGUCGACAGCUGGCUUCAGCUACAGCAAUGGAUGUCGCCAAGUGAAUACUUGGAGCGGAGACGGUGUUACAAAGCGGACAGCCGUAGCGUGUGGUCGGCCGUGGCACUUCCCGUCGUCCUGCGCGCGCUGAAGAAUACGGAACAUAGGACGAAUUACGGGCCGCAGAAGUUGAUUAAUUUCACGUCGUACAGUCGCGAGGCGUUGUUCUUCAUGGCAUACUGCUUCGCCUCCUGUUCGCUUGACGGAGCGGAUGAGGUGUACUCCAUUCGGAGCAAGGAGGCUUGUAACUACGCCUUGCAACAGUCCACGGAAUUUGCAGAGGCCUUCCAAUGCCCCGUUGGGACUCCCAUGAAUCCGGAGGACAAGUGCAAGUUCUGGUGACGCGUACCUAAAUGCUCGGUUUGUCUGCGAAAGAAUCUCGCGGAUCUGAAUUAUCUCAAUAAACGGCGUCCUUGCAAGUUGCA